AUGCAGCCCUCUCACAGUCCUUCCGCUAUCUAUCCGCUCUGGGUAGACAUGUAUGGGCGAUGCAUGCUCUAUCAGUACAACCCAAGUCCGGGAUUUUCUGGUACCCAAGUCGCACUCGCAAUAGCACCAACAUUCUCUUCCCUCUCAUUUAUCCCUGCCAUAUCACUGCUAACCCAUAACUCUAUGGAAGGUUUAUUCGGAACACCUCUGGCCAGUCGUGGGCCCAUGAAUACUCAAGGCCCCUCCGUGUCCGUCUCAUGUGCUGUUCCUCAACUUGAAGGGUCUUCUCGUCCAAAUCGUGGCCACUCCAAGGCGAUGGAAUGGAGCUCCCUCGACGGACAGCAUCAAGGCGCACAUGUUGCUGCUACUCUCCCGAAGUUUUUUCACCCCUCUGCUUUACUCCAGCCUUUCUCGGGAUAUAAUGAAGAGUCGUCGCCCACUUCGGCAGAGAGCAAGCAAUGUGGCCAGAGGACCAAUCCGGUGGUUGUAGUAGAUCAGAAGAGCACGGUUGCGCAAGAUCAAGCCCAUGACACUUGUUUUGAGACAAACAAUGUUCGGUGCAACAGACGCUCCGCUAUUGGGACCAUAAGCCUCACAGAAAGCUCAACGGUGACUUUGCCUGUAGAAGCAAGGGUAUCUUAUUCCGGAGGGCAGCAGUUGUACACAGCACGUCCUGCAUCUUCUUUAGCCAGUGUGGAGAGUCAGUCUGGGAGCUCGCUUGGAAAGAGAAAAUCUCGAUCAUCAUCGUUCAGCCCACAGCGUCCUGGGAAAGACAUUCGCUUGAGGGCCACACCAGUCACACCUGAGGCAAUCAAUCAUCCUUCUGGCGGUUCUAGAAGGAGCAGGAAUCGGCCUUCUUCAUCGUAUACGAGAUGUCCUUGGGGUAUUUGCAAAGUGAACGGUUCUGCAGGAACAUGCAGGCACCUGCGAAGGGCCCAGGGGUUGAAAGAGCUCACACGUUCUUGAGAAAUACUAUCUGC
This is a messenger RNA of Laetiporus sulphureus 93-53, 980 nucleotides long. RefSeq lists its product as uncharacterized. The record is from RefSeq and is a predicted model, not a curated record. NCBI's taxonomy places the organism in Eukaryota, Fungi, Basidiomycota, Agaricomycetes, Polyporales, Laetiporaceae. The transcript has 3 exons. The coding region runs from base 1 to 966 and encodes 321 amino acids.